Messenger RNA from Daucus carota subsp. sativus, 3236 nucleotides. RefSeq names its product protein-tyrosine-phosphatase MKP1. The coding region runs from base 539 to 3001 and encodes 820 amino acids. Gene Ontology annotation, molecular function: actin filament binding; protein tyrosine/serine/threonine phosphatase activity. Gene Ontology annotation, biological process: protein dephosphorylation. Lineage: Eukaryota; Viridiplantae; Streptophyta; Magnoliopsida; Apiales; Apiaceae. The record is from RefSeq and is a predicted model, not a curated record. The transcript has 2 exons.
UUUGAAAGUUUGAAUGAUUCCACUCACUUUCCUAGUUUCCUUUCUUAUUCUUCAGUCCAACAUAAAUUUAAAGUCUUUUAACUUGUCUUCUCAAGUUGUACCUGAUCAACUCAACAACUUGUAACUUGUGAGUCUUUAUCUUGACAUGUUUUAUAUGUACAUAUGUAUGUAUUUGUGUCUGUACUAAUCCUCUUUAUUGUCUUAUUCUAAUGCCCACUUUUUUCUUAUAAAUUUGUACACUUUUGUUGAAUGUUUAGUCCCCUGAUUGCUAUGUUUAUAGCUUUUUACUGGGUCAUUUUUUGUUUUUGUUUUUAUUGUAGUAUACUAGUAUUCAAUUAAAGGUGUGAUUUUUACAAGUUGGUUGAUUAAGACAUAGAGUUUGGUCAAGGGUUUUAGGUGAAUGAGUAGAAAGUAGACUCAAAAUAAAGAUUGACCACAAGUUGAUGAUUGAUACCCUAUCUGAACUUUCUUGGAAUGAUCUUUAAAGGGGUUUGAUUGGUUUUGGUUUUUUGGGUUUUAAAGAAAUUUGGGUUUGAAGAUGUUAAGGGUGGAAGAAAAUGAUAGACCAUCUUGUGGUAGUCGGAAAACGUAUUCACGGUCAGCUUCGUGGUCUGAUCGAUCACCCACGAACCCUCUUCCUAGACCGCAGUUGAACAAUAAGGUGCGUGCUUGUUUGCCUCCUCUUCAGCCUUUGGCCAUUUCGAGACCAAAGGCUGAGGAGUGGCCUAGGGCUGGAUCGGAUGAUCUUGGUGUUUGGCCUAAUCCUACUACCCCUGGUGUGAGGGUUGGAGGCAAGGUAGCUUGGAACAACUCAGAGCAAUCGCCUAGAGAAUUUGAGUUUAGGAGAGAUAAGAUUGCUUUUUUUGAGAAAGAUUGCUCGAGAAUUGCUGACCAUGUGUAUUUAGGAAGUGAUGCGGUUGCAAAGAAUCGGGAAAUACUUCGCCAGAAUGGUAUUACUCAUGUGCUAAAUUGUGUUGGAUUUGUUUGUCCAGAGUAUUUUAAAAGUGAUUUGGUGUACAAGACACUUUGGUUGAGGGACAGCCCCACAGAGGAUAUUACUAGUAUUUUGUAUGAUGUGUUUGAUUACUUUGAAGAUGUUCGAGAACAAGGUGGACGAGUUCUUGUCCAUUGUUGUCAGGGUGUCUCUAGAUCUACCUCUUUAGUUAUUGCAUACCUCAUGUGGAGGAAAGGGCAGAGCUUUGAGGAUGCAUUUCAAUUUGUCAAGGCAGCAAGGGGGGUGGCUAAUCCAAAUAUGGGGUUUGCUUGCCAGCUUUUGCAAUGUCAGAAGAGGGUGCAUGCUGUGCCUGCAAGCCCAAAUUCAAUGCUAAGGAUGUAUAGGAUGGCACCUCAUUCCCCGUAUGAUCCUCUGCAUCUUGUACCAAAAUUGUUAAGUCACCCUCAUGCUGAUGCACUUGAUUCUCGGGGAGCGUUUAUUGUUCACGUUCCUUCUGUUAUAUAUCUCUGGAUUGGACAGGAUUGUGUUUCAGUUAUGUCAGACAAUGCCAGGACAGCUGCCUUGCAGGUUAUUCGAUAUGAAAAGGCGCAGGGUUUCAUUUCAAUUAUUAGAGAAGGUGAAGAAUCAUCUGAAUUCUGGAGUGCUCUUCAGAAUGGGGCAGAUACACAGGAGGAUAGACCAUCUUCUGGAAGUGAUAAGGGAUCUUCUCUGAUUCAUCGAGUUGUUGGUCAAAGAAAGGUUAAUGACUAUGAUUUAGAUUUUGAAAUCUUUCAUCAAGCAUUCUCUGGUGGUGUUGUUCCACCAUCUGCGUUAUUUAGAGCUGGAGCAGAGACCAGUCUUCCUGCUAGAGAGAAUGGAUGGGGCAGAUUAAGGCGGAAGUUUGCAAAUGGUAUCAUGAAAGAAUUUAUAGCUUCAUCCAAGUUGAGCUCUGAUACAACUGAAUCUAGUGAUACAUCAGAUAUGGCUAUGGAUACAGGUGUAGAAGUUGAGUCUUCACUUUCUUCUUUUGCAACCAGAAGCCUAAAUCAGAUUAGUGAUAACCAUACUGAGACUUCUACUACCAUUCCUGGUCCUUUAUAUUCACCAUCACCCCGACACAUUUCUUCUUUUCCUGUUAACAGUUCAAAGUUUAGCGCUUUCUCCCCUUCACCCUCACCUUCAACCUCUGACUAUUCUAGUCCAUUUACCUUCUCGCCUUCAUCAUCCAACUGGUCCGACUUGUCGUAUCCAUCAGCUCAGCCUUCGCCUUCUGGAUUGGGUUCUACAGAUUUAUGUGAGGCUAAGAAAUAUUCAUUGGAAGAGAAUGCCUUUUCUUCAAGUUAUGCUUUCAAAAGUACUUACUUGCCAUGUAAGGGAACAUCCCCAUCGAUCGCAGAGCGAAGAGGAACUUACCCUCCCCCUCGAAUGAUGUUACCUUCAGAUGAUAAGAUGCCACAAGCACAGGCAAAUCUGCCAAGGUCAUGGUCAUUUUCUUUAUCUAGUUCUGAAAAUGAAUUGACGAGUGCUGCUGAGUGUAUCCAUCUUGAACAAAAGGGUUAUGUUGAUACAGAAGAACCAAUGACAGACGUUGAUAUUACAGUCGCUGAUGUAUUUCAGAAUGUGAGGCAUGAUGAAGGCGAGAGUGGCCUCUUCCAUACUCCAUCAGGUGAUAUGGUUGAUGAUAUUGCAGAAACAACAAGCUCAGUUCUUUAUCAGUGGCCUGGCAUGAAUGAAGUUCAGAGGGAAUCCUUUGAGCCUAAUUCUGAGUCAGUUUAUUUUAUCUGUGCGCCAGAUAUGGGAUUCAGUUUAAAUACACGAGAUGUUCUCUAUAUCUGGAUUGGGCAGGAUGUGUCAUCUACUGAAAAACUUCAAAGGAUGGACUGUGAUGGUGUGUGUGAGGACGACCACAUCCAAUGGGAAGCUGUUGGUCGCAACUUCAUUACUAACAAGAACUUGUCGGCACACUCCAUAGUUCAGAUAGUCAAAGAAGGUGAGGAGCCUGAACAACUCCUUAAGCAUCUUAACUUGUCUUCGUUUCACAAGGCAAAAGAGCUAUCUAACAACUGACUCUAUGGAAGGCGCCAAAUCAUUUGAACCUCAACCACCUAAAUCCCGUUUUGCUAUGUUAAAGAACCCUCUGUAAUUUACUCUGUAAAACGCAAGUGCAUCCCAAGCAGUUAAAAGUUGUUUGUUCUGCUUGUGUGUGAUGUAAUUAAAGAAUCUGAUGCUGAAGUUCAGGAAAUAUUAUGUACAGGCACCAAGUUGCUUUGUAGCAAUAAGAUACGAAUGCUAGUUUCUCUUC